Molecule: messenger RNA, 2115 nt
Organism: Exophiala mesophila
Lineage: Eukaryota; Fungi; Ascomycota; Eurotiomycetes; Chaetothyriales; Herpotrichiellaceae
Product: cysteine desulfurase, mitochondrial
Exons: 2
Coding region: 162-1856 (564 amino acids)
Biological process (GO): [2Fe-2S] cluster assembly
Cellular component (GO): nucleus; cytosol; mitochondrion
Molecular function (GO): cysteine desulfurase activity; pyridoxal phosphate binding
Source: RefSeq, a predicted model, not a curated record
GUCUCUUGUCUCCAGGAUUUGUCAGACAGAACCACAGUUCGUUUCCAGCCUUCUCGGUCAUAUCGCACUUCAGCGGAUCAUGAAUCUCUCAAUCACUAUGAUCCUCCGUAUAACUCCGAAGCAUUCGCCCUUAUCCCGCUAUUAUUUUCUGAUCUUAUCUGAUGCGGCACGACUGCAUUCACAAAUCUACCAUCGCCACCGCAACAUCUCCCAUCACCAACCUCCUACUACUCGAAGCUCCUUCAUCUACUCCACCGGAAGUUCAUCAAACCCCUUCACAUUCGGUCACAGUCAGCUGGUCUGACGUUACAGGUCCCAUGUCCGGCCCAGCUUCGACCGUCAUGCGCCAUACCUCGCGCUUCUGCGCAAGGCGGCCAUCAAUUCCUACUUCUUGCUCAUCUUUGUAUUCACGACCAGCUCUUGUUCGAGUAUACCAGCACCGACACUAUGUCUCCGAGUCAAAGCCCACGCAAGCCAAAGUCACGGACGUUGAGGCCGCAAUCAAAUCAGACCAGAAAAAGUACAUCUCCGAGACUGGAAAUCUCCCUUCCCAGGCCCAGGUGCCUGGAACAGGCUUGUCUGGGGAAGCUGUGAUGAGUCCUCAGGCUGGGAUCUUGAAGCAGGCCACCAUCAUGGACCAAGGCACAAGACCAAUCUACCUGGAUGCUCAGGCCACCACACCAGUCGAUCCUAGAGUUCUUGAUGCGAUGCUCCCCUUCCUGACAGGGUUAUACGGUAACCCACAUUCGAGAACACAUGCCUACGGCUGGGAGAGUGAACAGGCUUCAGAAAAAGCUAGGGAGCAUGUCGCUAAGUUGAUUGGUGCCGACUCAAAAGAGAUCAUUUUCACGAGUGGUGCAACAGAGAGCAAUAAUAUGAGCAUCAAGGGAGUGGCAAGAUUUUUCGGCCGGUCUGGCAAGAAGAAACACAUCAUCACAUCACAGACCGAGCACAAGUGUGUACUAGAUAGCUGUCGCCAUUUGCAAGACGAAGGGUUCGAGGUCACAUAUCUCCCCGUCGGCAACAAUGGUCUCAUUGAUUUACAGCAACUCGAGGCCGCCAUCAAACCGGAGACGGCUUUGGUCAGCAUUAUGACCGUCAAUAACGAGAUCGGGGUCAUUCAACCCAUGAAGGAGAUUGGACAACUCUGUCGGAAGAACAAGGUCUACUUUCACACCGAUGCUGCUCAAGCUGUGGGCAAAAUCCCCAUCGCUGUCAAUGAAUGGAACGUCGACCUCAUGUCCAUCUCAAGUCACAAGAUUUAUGGCCCAAAGGGCGUCGGUGCUUGUUAUGUCAGACGACGACCCCGUGUCAGAUUGGAUCCCAUCAUCAGCGGAGGCGGUCAGGAGAGAGGUCUCCGAAGUGGUACACUCGCUCCUCACCUCGUCGUUGGAUUUGGUGAGGCGUGUCGUAUUGCCAAAGAAGAAAUGGAGUAUGAUUCGAAGCGGAUCAAGUUCCUUUCCGACCGCCUCCUGAAAGGCCUCCUGGCUUUGGAGCACACGUCUCAGAAUGGUGAUCCAGACAGACGCUACCCCGGAUGUGUUAAUGUGUCCUUUGCUUAUGUUGAAGGAGAAUCUCUUUUGAUGGCAUUGAAAGAUAUCGCACUCUCGUCAGGAAGUGCUUGCACGUCGGCGUCCCUCGAACCCAGCUACGUCCUCCGCGCAUUGGGUAACAGCGAUGAGAGUGCCCACAGCAGUAUUCGAUUUGGCAUUGGUCGAUUCACGACCACCAGUGAAAUCGACUAUGUCCUGAAGGCUGUGAAAGAACGAGUCACCUUUUUGAGAGAACUCAGUCCUCUGUGGGAGCUGGUGCAAGAAGGUAUUGACUUGAACACGAUUGAGUGGAGUCAGCAUUGAGACAAGCUCGGCUGCUUGCGUCUGUGGAAAUUUGUACAUCUAUAGCUGAGAACCAUGUGGUUAAAACGGUUCCCGAAAAGCAAGCAGUGCCGCAGGCCUGGCUGUUCUUUGCGUGCGGCACUUGGAUCUCAGGCCACGGGGGAAUACUUUUAAUGUCAACGUUUUACGUGGACGCAUCGUUUCAGUAUCUACCUAGGUAGUCAACAAGAGCAAUCUACUCUCGAUAGCCAUACCCUCGAAUCAUAUUCUUGAUCCCCCG